AUGCAGUGCCACCAUCUCUCCCCACCCAACGCCGACUUUGCCUUCGCCCUCUACAAGAACAUCAACUCCAAGACCGCUGCUGGAAAGAACAUCUUCUUCUCCCCGUUGGGGGUGUCCACUGCACUGUCCAUGCUGUCCACCGGGGCGCGUGGCGAGACACACAAACAGAUGUUCUCCACGCUGAAUUACAACAACAUGAACCAGAGCUUUGUGGAUGAUGCAUACACUCACCUGUUCCAUAUGCUCGGACACAGCCAGGAAAGCCAGGUACUGAACGUAGGCAACGGUCUGGCCCUCCGCACCAACUUUGCUCCUCUUGACAGCUUCACUGCCAACAUCAAGGAGCACUACUCUGCAGAGAUCUUCAAUGUUGACUUUCAGAAACCACAAGAGGCAGCUGCAGAAAUCAACACUUUCAUAGCAAAAAAGACACAAGACAAGAUUAAGGAUAUGGUGAAGGAUCUGGACCCCGCUACUGCCAUGGUCCUCAUCAACUACGUCUAUUUCAGAGGACAGUGGGAGAAACCAUUUGAUGCCAACUUCACAAGCAAAGCUGAAUUCACUGUGGACGAAAACACCAAAGUGGAGGUGGACAUGAUGAAGAGAACUGGCCGUUACGACUUCUACCUGGACAUGGACAACCACACCUUGGUCAUCCUGCUGCCGUACAAGGGCAACACUUCCAUGAUGAUUGUGCUGCCUGAUGAGGGAAAGAUGACGGAAGUGGAGGAUGUCAUCUGCAAAGACCACAUCAAGCACUGGCACGACUCUCUCAUCAGAGCGUCUGUGGAUCUGGAGAUGCCCAAAUUUUCCAUCUCUGGGGAUGCAGCUCUGGAUGAAAGCCUGAAAGAACUCGGCAUGACCGAUGCUUUUGGCGAUAAGGCAGAUUUUGCAGGAAUUUCUGAGGAGGUCAAGCUCAAAGUCUCAAAGGCUUCACACAAGGCUGUUCUGAGCGUAGACGAGACGGGGACUGAAGCUGCUGCUGCCACCACCAUCGAGGUGAUGCCCAUGAGCAUGCCAGAGAGGCUGUCCCUCAACCGGCCCUUCCUGGUCUUCAUCCUGGAGCACUCCACCAAGAGCAUUCUCUUUAUGGGCAAGAUCAGCAACCCCACUGAAGUUUAA
Molecule: messenger RNA, 1122 nt
Organism: Knipowitschia caucasica
Lineage: Eukaryota; Metazoa; Chordata; Actinopteri; Gobiiformes; Gobiidae
Source: the annotation of a GenBank genome assembly